Messenger RNA from Spodoptera littoralis (African cotton leafworm), 4014 nucleotides. The record is from the annotation of a GenBank genome assembly. Lineage: Eukaryota; Metazoa; Arthropoda; Insecta; Lepidoptera; Noctuidae.
AUGGCUGGCGCUGGAGGGAUUUUACGUCGAUUUCUACUUGUCUUCUUGGAUUGUCUGCUACUAUUACAGCUAGCGCAAUACGUACCCACAGCCUCUGCAGAAGCCCACUGUAUUUGGUAUGGCGUUUGUUCAAGUGACCCAAUCAGACCGACAAACUGCGCUUACAAUGGAACAGCAAAACCCAUCCCUAGUACAGCAAUGACGAUCAUGAAGAAGUACUGCCCGUCUAUCGCAGCCGGCGGUGUCUCCUGCUGCAGUGACGAGCAGAUGGACAACUUGGCUUCAAAGAUCAUGCCCGCAGAGAAUCUCUUACAAAGAUGUCCAUCUUGUUUCGAGAACUUUGUCCAACACAUAUGUGGGAUGACUUGCUCGCCGAAUCAGAGCGACUUUCUGUAUCCCGCUGAAGUUGUUCCGUUCAACGCUACCCACCAGAAAAUCACCACAAUCACCUACGACCUUAGCGCUAAAUACAUGAACACCACGUUUGAAUCCUGUCUACAGGUGCAAGCGCCGUCAACCAAUCAACUGGCUUUGGACCUUAUGUGCGGGGAGUAUGGUGCAGAAUACUGUACGCCGGAGCGGUGGUUCAAGUUUAUGGGAGACGUGGCGAAUUUUGCGCCCUUCCAGAUCAACUACGUGAAUGAUCCAGUGCCAGAACAUGGAUUGAUGCCCUACGAUCCCGUCACAAGACCCUGUAAUGAAGGAGCACCCGGUCAACCCGGCUGUUCAUGUCUGGACUGCAGUGCCUCAUGUCCCGCUCCCCCACCGCCCCCACCUCCAAUGGUUCCCUUCACCAUCCUCGGAGCUGACGGGUAUGCCGUCAUCAUGGCUAUCGUCUUCGUCAUUUUCACAACCCUGUUCCUCUCAGGAGUAUUCUGCUGCACUCCCCAAGACAACGCUGUCGACGGGUGGGCGCGCAGCGGCGAGGCGCGGCGACGCGGCGGCCCAGAGACCAGUCCGCUGCACUCGCACCGCUCCAGUGUAGCUUCAGAGAACAAUCAGGAGAUGGCAACGAACCCUAGGACUCUUGGUUGGUCUGCUGACCAGCCUGAUGGUGUGGAAGGAGAAGCGUCGUUCUUUGAAAAGCUUGGAGCGGAGACUGAGACUAAGAUGGAGGACUUCUUCCAAUGGUGGGGAUACCACAUGGCGUCCCGUCCUUGGCUUGUUCUCUUUGUGGGUCUGUGUAUAGUGGUGGGUCUUGGCCACGGUAUCAGCUACAUGCGUGUGACGACCAACCCAGUGGAGCUCUGGGCUGCGCCUAACUCACGUUCCCGUAUGGAGCGAGAAUACUUCGACUCGCACUUUGAACCGUUCUACAGAAACGAGAUGUUGAUCAUCACCUCAAAAGGCCUGCCUAAGAUCGAGCACAACACACCAAACGGUGACAUCACCUUCGGACCUGUCUUCAACGCCACUUUCCUUAAAGAUGUGCUGGAAUUACAGAACAAAAUCAUGGCUCUGGGCAACGAGACAGGUAUCCAGGACAUUUGCUUCGCUCCGCUGACGUCAUCGUUCAGUGGUCCCAUCAAACCAUACGACUGUGUGGUGCAGUCUGUCUGGGGAUGGUGGCAGAACGAUAUCAGCAACUUUGAAGCUGAAGAAGAGGACGGAGAAUAUCUUAACACUAUUCUCAAGUGCUCUGGUAAUCCAUUCCUGCCGGAAUGCCUUGGUUCGUACCGCGGCCCAGUGCUGCCCGCAGUAGCGCUGGGCGGGUUCCUGGCGCCGGGCGAGGCACUCAGCAAGAGGAGCAGGUUCCACGACGCCACCGCACUCAUCAUCACACUACUUGUUAACAACAAACACGACAGGGAACAGUUGAAACCGGCUUUGGAAUGGGAGAAAGAAUUCAUUGCGUUCAUGAAGAACUAUACUGCGACGCAAAUGCCUUCGUACAUGGACAUUGCGUAUACUUCCGAGCGAUCUAUUGAAGAUGAAUUGGAGAGAGAGUCACAAUCAGACGUGUCCACCAUCCUGGUGUCUUACUUCAUCAUGUUCGCGUAUAUCGCCAUCUCACUUGGAAGGUUCACCGGCUUCUCAAGGCUCCUUAUUGAUAGCAAAGUCACCUUGGGUCUUGGAGGUGUGACAAUCGUACUAGCGUCAGUAGUAUGUUCAGUGGGUAUGUUUGGUUUCGCUGGAGUACCAGCGACGCUGAUCAUCAUCGAAGUGAUUCCUUUCCUGGUGCUGGCUGUCGGAGUCGAUAAUAUCUUCAUCCUGGUGCAAACUAACCAGAGAGAGGGCAGGCGGCCUAACGAAACUGUUGCUGAACAUAUUGGAAGGACACUGGGUCAAGUAGGUCCAUCAAUGUUCCUGACAUCAAUGUCGGAGUCAGUAUGUUUCUUCCUGGGCGCUCUGUCCGACAUGCCGGCCGUGCGAGCCUUCGCCCUGUACGCGGGCGCAGCGCUAUUGGUCGACUUCUUGCUACAAGUUACCUGCUUCGUGGCUUUAUUGGCUAUUGAUACGCAUCGGCAGAAUGCUAACAGGUUCGACGUGUUGUGCUGCGUGCAGGGCACGAAGGCGGCGGGCGCGGAGGGCGGCGAGGGCGCGCUCUACAACGUCUUCCGCCAGCUCUACGUGCCCUUCCUCAUGAAGCGGGAGGUGCGCGCCUCCGUCAUGAUACUGUUCUUCGCCUGGCUCUGCUCCUCUGUGGCCGUUGCACCUCACAUAGAAAUCGGUUUAGAUCAAGAACUCUCGAUGCCUCAAGACAGCUUCCAACUGAAAUACUUCCAAUAUCUAAACCGUUACCUGAACAUUGGACCACCAGUAUACUUCGUGAUCACUGAAGGAUUAGACUACUCGGACUUGGAGACACAGAAUAUGGUAUGCGGCACCAGGUUCUGCAGGUCAGACAGUGUCUCUAUGCAACUGUAUUCUGCGUAUCGUACUCCAAACGAGACCUACAUAGCACAGCCGCCGAACUCCUGGCUGGACGACUUCUUCGACUGGGCGUCUUUGAAGAGUUGCUGCAAGUACUUCCCCACCAACUCUAGCUUCUGUCCUAGCAGCCGUGGAACACCGUGCAAGGAAUGUCAAAUCCAACUACAAGGAAACGAGCAACGUCCAGACGCGGCCGACUUCAACCAUUACGUGCCAUUCUUCCUGCAAGACAUCCCCGACCCGGACGGCUGCGUGAAGGGCGGCCACGCCGCGUACGGCCAGGCCGUCAACUACCACAUGCUCAACAAGUCGCAAGCCAAGGUCGGCGCCACCUACUACCAGGGCUACCACACCGUGCUCAAGACGAGCCACGACUACUACUCCGCGCUCAAAGGAGCUAGAGGAGUGGCUGCCAACCUUACUGAGACUUUGAACAGGAACUUGAAAGAACAAGGGAAGAAUACAACUGUGAACGUGUUCCCAUACUCUGUGUUCUAUGUGUUCUAUGAACAGUAUUUGACUAUGUGGCCUGAUACACUGAAGUCUAUGGGCAUAUCUGUGCUGUCAAUCUUCAUUGUAACCUUUUUGUUGAUGGGCUUCGAUCUGUUCUCGGCUUUGGUGGUAGUUAUUACGAUUACAAUGAUCGUGGUGAAUCUCGGAGGUCUGAUGUAUUGGUGGGGCAUCAGUUUGAAUGCAGUCUCACUUGUUAAUUUAGUGAUGGCGGUGGGUAUAGCGGUGGAGUUCUGUUCGCACGUGGUGCACGCGUUCAGCGUGGCGGGGGGCGCGGGCCGCCGCGACCGCGCCGCCGCCGCGCUCACCCGCAUGGGCUCCUCCGUGCUCUCCGGCAUCACGCUCACCAAGUUCGGCGGCAUCAUCGUGCUCGGCACCGCCAAGAGCCAGAUAUUCCAGGUGUUCUACUUCCGCAUGUACCUGGGCAUCGUGUUACUGGGCGCGGCGCACGGACUCAUCUUCCUGCCCGUCAUGCUCAGCUAUAUCGGUUCCCCCGUCAACAAACAGAAGCUCGCCAACCAACUCCUGCGCAGCAAGGACGUCGCGGUCACUGAGACGUCGCUCACUCGAGUAAGAGACGCGAGGGGACACCCAUACACCCACUAUAACUUUGAAUCGCUUCCCGCGUGA